UUGGUCAUGGUGUGUUCCGUUGUAUGAGCAAAGGAGAGAACGUGUCACAUCAGGCAUUGGAGUCGCUAAUCCCUCGUGAAACGGCAUCAGAUUGGCGUACAAGUACCCAAAUCGCCAAACAUCACUCACCAAAAUCACAAGCCCAUCACAGAAAGACAUGGCCGGGACAUGGAAGGCGGACGAGCAACUUUUCCAGCUUCUUGCCAGUCUUCUUCACCAGGUGGAAUCACUGACCAACCAGGAGGAAGUUGAGCUUCGUAUGAAGAUCGAAGCCCUUGGACUUGAAGUAACAAAAGUACCCUCAAAGUCCUUAAAGCAGCUCGAUGAAAUGGAACUUGCCAAGGAGUUGGAUAAGUUAUCUGAAAAGCUAGACGAUGUGGAUGAAAUGAUUUCUUCAGCAAUGGCUGCUGACCCACAGGUGCAGUCUCUUUUGAGUCAUACUGCUGAUAUUUGGAUGCCGGUGAUAACUGCAUCCACCGAUGACCGGCGGAAGUUUACAGCUUCAGCUGGAGAAAAUUCAGAAACAGAAAAGAGUUGUGCUAGUUAG
Cucurbita pepo subsp. pepo (vegetable marrow) is the source of this 547-nucleotide messenger RNA. RefSeq lists its product as uncharacterized. The record is from RefSeq and is a predicted model, not a curated record. Lineage: Eukaryota; Viridiplantae; Streptophyta; Magnoliopsida; Cucurbitales; Cucurbitaceae.